This is a messenger RNA of Moneuplotes crassus, 458 nucleotides long. Lineage: Eukaryota; Ciliophora; Spirotrichea; Euplotida; Euplotidae. The record is from the annotation of a GenBank genome assembly.
AUUAUUAAUAAAUAAUAGCAGAUAUACCACACUCAAUAUGCCAAGCAAGAGAAGAAAUAACGGAAGAGGAAAGAAGAAUAAGGGUAAUUCUAUCAGAAUUAGAUGUGUCAACUGUGGAAGAGUUUGCCCAAAGGAUAAGGCCAUCAAGAGAUUCCAAGCCAGAAACAUGGUUGAUGCCUCUGGAAAGAGAGAUAUUAGAGAAGCUUCUGCCUACCAAGGAAACGAAUUCUAUAUUCCAAAGGUCUACAUGAAGCUCCAAUACUGCAUCUCUUGCGCUAUUCAUUCUAAGACUGUCAGAGUUAGAUCCAGAGAGGGAAGAAGAGAGAGAUAUGCUAACAAGACCAGAAAGAACAGAGCUGACCUCGUCGCCGAGUUCAAGGCUGCUAACAUGGCUUAAUCAUAAAACUGCAUUCUAGAACUCCAUUAAACGUGUGGAUCUUUCUUCUUGAGAAGAAUUU